Trichoderma asperellum CBS 433.97 is the source of this 2346-nucleotide messenger RNA. RefSeq lists its product as uncharacterized. Gene Ontology annotation, cellular component: plasma membrane. Gene Ontology annotation, biological process: metal ion transport; transmembrane transport. NCBI's taxonomy places the organism in Eukaryota, Fungi, Ascomycota, Sordariomycetes, Hypocreales, Hypocreaceae. Gene Ontology annotation, molecular function: cobalt ion transmembrane transporter activity; magnesium ion transmembrane transporter activity; magnesium ion binding. The record is from RefSeq and is a predicted model, not a curated record.
GACAUACGAUGCUAAUAAUACCUGGGGUUGGUCAUCUUUCUGCUAAUAGGAUGGUGAUACGGUCUAUCCGUCCUCGAACUGCUAGCUCGCGAGAAUGUCGUGAUUUUGGCCAUUUCAUCUUCCGUUCCAACUUUUUUGCUUGUGAUUUGCGGUUGCUGCUUUGUCCUUGAGAAGCGCAUAGAUUGAAUGGAACACGAAUCGUUUUGCUGGCCGAAGCGACGCAGUGACAUUUCGACGCCACCAUCGAGCGCACUCUCCUGAAGACGACACGAAUAUCAUUCCCGACAUCGCGACAGAGCGCGAUUCGUUGAUGCGACAGGAAUAAAGUUAUCUUGAAAUCAUCCGUCCAUUCGCCCACAAUGGAUGCGAUCCACGAGGUUGACCCCGACUCCAAUCCUGGAGAGAGCUUUCCGACCUUCAAUCGAGUCCAUUACGGCCUCAACGUCGACACCGAGAAUGCGUCCUCCCCGCCUGCUCUCCGUCGCCUCUCGCGCUCAGACACGACCGUCCAUCGCGAGCCCUUCUCGCCUCUGCGCCGCCGGCGAAGCACCCGCGCCGCGACAUUCAGAGCAAUUGACGAUGCGGAUGAUUUCGAUUUCGAUGCGACCUACACUGAGCGGCCGGGCUGGGAGCCGGGCUCUGAGCCCGGUUUCGAUCCCAAUUUGCCAGAUGGAGGACAUGCCUCGAUGCCGCAGCUGAGCGCGAAUUGCGACAUUACGGUGGUGGAUUUCUCAAAGGACAACAUGGUCAAGAGACACUUUGACAAUGAAUCGUUUAUUGCGUUUCUGACGCAGCCAAAGGAGAAGUGGGCCAAGUGUCGGUGGAUUAAUGUCAAUGGCUUGAGUUGGGAUGUGAUUCAGGCGAUUGGCGCGCAUAAGGGCUUGCAUAAGCUUGCGUUGGAGGAUAUCAUGAAUAUCAGGAACAGAACCAAGGCUGAUUGGUAUCCAAACCACGCCUUCAUCAUCAUGACGCUCCAGAAGCUGGUCCAUCUUGUAGACGACGACGAUAGCUCAUCCGACUCGAGCAGCGUCCGAUCAAGAAAGUCGACCACCAAGGUCAGGAACUUCUUCCGCGGAUUCGGCAGCCGCAAGACCGACAAGGUCCAAAACCCCAGCCCUCCAACGGAUCCAGAGAAGCGCAUCACCACAAAGUGCUUGACGGAACUGUCAGAGAGCCUCGAGCUGCAGGAAACGUCCAUGAUUCGCACCCUGCAGCGGUACCACGCCUCGGGCAACGAGACGCGCACCGACUACAUGGAAGCAAAUUCCAUCCUCGCGCCCCUCAACCUCGCCGUCUCCGCCGAGCAGGUUUCCAUCUUCCUCACGGCCGACAACACCGUCAUCUCCUUCUUCGAGGUCUCCGCCGGCGACAUCGAGCGCCCCAUAGUCACGCGUCUCAGCAACCCGGGCACCAUCUUGCGCGAGUCUUGCGACGCCUCGCUCGUCGUGCAGGCCAUCAUCGAUGCCAUCAUCGACCUGGCCAUCCCGCUCACGGCUGUGUACAAUGAUGUCCUGGGCGAUUUGGAGCUCGACGUCCUGACCUCCCCUAGCAUCAAGCAGUGCAAGAGUUUAUACAUUUGCAUUAGUGAGAUAAACAAGAUGCUGCGCUUUCUCAACCCCAUUGAUAACCUCGUCAACGUCCUGCGCGAUCACAAAACGAACCUCUCUCAUGAAGAGGCUAUCAAGGAGCUCGAGAACCCGGCCAGCGGCGUCAUCGUCACGCCAAUGACGCACACGUAUCUGGGUGACGUGCUGGAUCACUGUAUCAUCAUUACUGAAGCCCUUCACCAGUGCAAGCAGUCGAGUGACAACCUCAUCAACCUCAUCUUUAACACCAUCUCGGCCAACCAGAACGAGAGCAUGAAGCAGCUCACCACCGUCACCAUCAUCUUCCUCCCGCUGACUUUCAUUACUGGAUACUUUGGACAAAACUUCCCGGCGGAGGGAUUUCCGGAUAUUAACCACGGGAUUUGGUACUUCUGGGCAUGCGCUGUCCCGACAGCCUUUGCUACGAUCCUCAUCCUGAUGCGUGAAAUGAUUUAUUCCUGGUUCGUGCGCGUCGUUCAACGGCAGCGUGUGAAGAGCAAUCGCAAGAAGAGCAAGGCGAAGAGGAGAACGAGAGGAUGAGGCUAUUUUUUUCGCUAUGAAUGGAAAUAGAAUACGUGUCUGUUUUUUUGGGCCUGGAUUAGAAGGAAGAGCGACGUUUAUCUCGACAUAGAGGAUCUUGAUAUAGAAAUGGUGGGCAUUAGUAAGAAGUAGUUGAGAUACCCUUGACAAUUCUUUUCUUUGGUGUAAAGCAUGAUGCUUGGUUAAUUUGACUCAAUUUAUUGAUCUCGUUUCAUCUGUC